UUACUACACAGAGAAGAAGAACCAACGAAGAAGUCAGCGCAGCAGCGACCAUAUCAAUAUGGUGUAGGAAAUAACUCCUAAACAUGGACAAAAAGAAGAAACCCUUCGCCGUGACUGCUUCAUCGCUGGUGGACCUUAAAGCUGAACUGUACAGGAAGCAGGAACAAUUCAAACAGGAAAAACUUGGCCAUGAAAAUAGUGGAGCUGGAUUCACAUCAAAACCCAAAAUCAAGAAACCUAAUGUCUGGAGUAAACAAAACACUGGGGUUUCUGCAAGAGCUGAGAAAGAUGCUGAGCAGCUGGCUGAGGAGCAGACCAGCCUGGACACAUCAAGACGCAAGUUGGAGGAGAAGGCCAAACUCUAUGAGCAGAUGACAAAGGGAGACUUUCCUGAUGAAGAGACGGAGGGACUGUUCCUGGUGGAUUUCACCCAAAAGAUUAUUGACAAAAAGAGAGAAAUGUAUGCACAGAAGGAAACGGAUAGAAAGGAUGAGGAAAGCGACAACUCAUCUGUCCCCCCUCCUCAAAACCCAGAUGAGGAAUGGGUGGAUUAUGUUGACGCUUUGGGCCGAUCUCGAAGAUGCAUGAAGAAAGACCUGCCAGGUUUUAGGAAAAUGGACCAAGACUUUAAAGGAAAAGGAAAAGCUUCAGAUGAUAAGACCUUACUCUCGGAGGAUAUGCGUCGAGAGCUGCAGAGGCAGGAGUGGGAGAGGGAGGAAGAGGAGGCUAUGAAGAGACCUGUAGGGCCGAUACACUACGAGGAUAUUAGGGGACAAGAGGCUCGAGAUCUCGGUGUAGGUUACUUUGCGUUCGCUCAUGAUGAAGAGCAACGCAGAAAGCAGAGAGAAACUCUGGACAUGCUGAGAGACCAGACAACAGAUCAGCGCACCAAGAGGGAACAACUGAAGGACAAGAGGCAGGCCAUCCUGCGGGCCCGCUUGGCCAAAGUGAGGCAGAGGAAGAUGAAGAAGGCCAAACUGGAUGGCACUGAGGACGAGCAGGGAGAGGGAGAGACUGAAGGAGGGGAGGAUGAAGGUGAAUUUUUAGGGUCCUCUCCUCCACCGGAAGACUCCCCAGAAAUAAGCACAGUGAAGAAGGUGGUAGUGGAGAUCCAGGAAAGGAAGGACACCAAACCAGGAGUUCCUCAUGUCAGAGAAUGGGACAGAGGCAAAGAAUUUAUGUUUACCGAGUGGACAACUCGGCGUCGCGAAGAGCGAGAUUCCGAUUUUGCUCCUCCCUCUGCGUACUUUACUGAGGGGAAGAGACCAUUGAAGUUUCAAAAUAAGGAGAAUAAAUCCAAUAUGUCCUUUAAGUGGACCAAAGACCCAGCAGAAAUCUCUGAGAGCAAGGAGGAACCGCAGUCUCAGGCUGAAGCAGUUCCUUCCCCUCCUCCUCCUCCUCCUCCUCAAAAGCAAAGUCCUCCACCUCCAUCACAACCACAGCCUUCAUCGCAGGCAUCACCUACCAAUCACCCAGCAGAUUCGGCUCCUUUGACUGCUCCUCCUUUUAAUCUCCAGUAUCCUACUCCUCCGCUUUAUCCUCAAUUUUCUUCUCCUCAUUUUGCUGGACCGCAUCAGUUACCUCCCCUGUUUCCCCCACAGUACCCAAACCACUAUUCACCCCAGUGUCCCCCUCAGUUUCAGCCCCAGUAUCCCCCCCAGUAUCCCCCCCAGUAUCACCCCCCGUAUCCCUCCCAUUAUCCUGCCCAGUAUACCCACCAGUACCCCGCCCAGUAUCCUCCUCAGAAUCCACCCGGGUAUGCAGCUCCCAGCCAGCCUCAGCCUCCGCCGCCUGGAGAGACCAGCCAUGCUCCUCAGCCCACAGAGAGUCUGGACGACAUGCUUUCCUUUUACAGGAACACUACUUUGUCAUAAUUAACGUGUAGUUGCUUCAAACUGAAGUGUUAAUACAUGGAGUUUUAGAAUUGAAUAAAUACCAAGAAAUUA
Molecule: messenger RNA, 1946 nt
Organism: Pungitius pungitius (ninespine stickleback)
Lineage: Eukaryota; Metazoa; Chordata; Actinopteri; Perciformes; Gasterosteidae
Gene: ccdc174
Product: coiled-coil domain containing 174
Exons: 11
Coding region: 84-1874 (596 amino acids)
Cellular component (GO): nucleus
Source: RefSeq, a predicted model, not a curated record